AUGCAGUUGCAACGGGAGACACUGGGCUUGUACAAGCAAUUGGUCAAGACACUCGUGCACAAUGAACGCAAGACGAGAUUGGCACGAGCCAUCAAGGAGAAUAAGAAACAGAUUGGAUUGCUUACUUAUAGGAAAUCACAAAUUGUCAGGAGACAACAGGCGUUGAAUGAAGGCAUUACGGAUCCCGGGCUUAUUCAGGAGAUGAACAAUUUGAAUAGGCAAGUGGAUCAUUUGAAAUCCAUAGAUCCAGCGAAGGAUAAGAAAUUAUUAUUCUUGGUGGACUCCACACCAUUGAGGAUAAUGUGGGAAGAUAAUUUAUUGAAGUCCCCUAAGAACGCAAAGGAACUAGCAAGGAGAUUGGAACAUAUUAAGGAUAUCAUUGAUUUCACGAAGAAUCAAAGUCAGUAUCAAAAUCUGAUGGCAUUGUAUAAUCUCGGGACCGGAAUUACGCAAGAGGAAAAAGUGAAAAGGACGGCCAAUAAGGUUGGCUUAGACGUGCCGUUUUAA
Naumovozyma castellii is the source of this 507-nucleotide messenger RNA. It is a transcript of the gene FMC1, whose product is annotated as Fmc1p. The transcript has a single exon. Lineage: Eukaryota; Fungi; Ascomycota; Saccharomycetes; Saccharomycetales; Saccharomycetaceae. The record is from RefSeq and is a predicted model, not a curated record. The coding region runs from base 1 to 507 and encodes 168 amino acids.